UCUUCCUCCUCUCCUCCUCCUAUUCCUCCUCCCCUACGCCGCAUCUUCACCUCCUCCGCCGCCUCCCUCCUCCUCCCCUCUCGCUCCUUCUCCGCCGCUCCCGGGGGGUCGGGACUCGUCCUCGUCAAAUCCGCGGAGGAGUUCAAGGAUUCGAUGAAGAAGGUCCAGGAUGAGAAGUUUCCAGCGAUCUUCUAUUUCACGGCUGUUUGGUGCCCGCCUUGCAAGUAUCUCUCUCCAGUAGUAGAAAAGAUGAGUGGCAUGUACCCACACGUCACCACGUAUAAGGUCGAUAUUGAUCAGGAGGGAAUUGACAGCGUAUUAGGGCCACUAGGGAUUUCUUCUGUGCCGACGCUCCAUUUCUUUCAGAAUGGCCAGAAGGCUUCUGAAAUAAUUGGCGCCGACGUGCGACAACUUGAAACCACCAUGGAAAAGCUAUACAAGUAGAUCUUCGGUUAUCACAUUUCUUUAGCAGGCAGAAAUAAAAGUUUGGUUGAAGCAGCAGGGCUUGCAUUUGAUACAUAAAGAAAGAGCUUUUGAUACUGUCAAUUCAAGUCACAGGCACUUUUCCUCUCCCCAUUUCCUUUUCACUUGCUGCCUUAAUGCUAUUUAAUGAGUAUGUGUUAUUACCGUUUCUUCACCCUUUUUGUUUUUAAUUUGUAUUUUCUUUUCUUUUUUUUUUAGUAUGCUUUAUAGUGUUUAAGGAAAACAGUUUGCUUUCAAAGUUUUACAUCUAUCUACAGCUAGUAAUUUGGCAGUUUCUGAUUUGCUUUUCUCA
Molecule: messenger RNA, 775 nt
Organism: Ananas comosus (pineapple)
Lineage: Eukaryota; Viridiplantae; Streptophyta; Magnoliopsida; Poales; Bromeliaceae
Product: thioredoxin O1, mitochondrial-like
Exons: 7
Source: RefSeq, a predicted model, not a curated record